Prorocentrum cordatum is the source of this 1157-nucleotide messenger RNA. NCBI's taxonomy places the organism in Eukaryota, Dinophyceae, Prorocentrales, Prorocentraceae. The record is from the annotation of a GenBank genome assembly.
CCGACCGAGCGCCCCCGGUACGGGCGCCCGCGCCCGCUGCCGCAGCGAUCCCGCCAGCCACGCGCCAAGAGGCCCAGGCGGCGAUGCCGCGCCGCCGCCCGCGGGAGCCCGACAGCUACGCCUCUGCGGCCUCCAGCAGCGGCAGCACCGGCUCCGCGCCUCGCGCGCCGCCGCCGGGGAUCGACGUGGCCGCGGGCCGCGCGGGGGGUGCCUGGUCGAGGCGGGAGCCGCGGGCGCGGGGGGCCGCCGCGCCCCUCGCGGGCGGGGCGCGCGGGGAGGCGGACGAGGAUCGGAAGGGCAGUGGCAGCCGGCCCUCUUCCACAAGACCAAGAUGUGCAAGUUCAACAUGGCCGGCAUGUGCUCGCGCGGGGAGCACUGCCGCUUUGCGCACAGCGGGGUCGACAUGAACCCGCUGCCCGACCUCUCCCGGACGAAGCUGUGCAAGGAGUUCAUGAGCACGGGGCAGUGCAGCGCGCCAGAUUGCAGAUUUGCCCACACCAGGCACGAGCUCCGGAGGCCCCCGUUCACGCCAUCGAGCAGAAAGGUUCAGCCGGGUGCACAUCUGGAGGCCAACCAGCCGCACCCCGGCGCGACGUUGCUGGAUGCAGCCUUGAGGCAAGAUGUCGCACAGCGGCAUGCAAACGCGAACCUCCUGUGCUCGGACUUGGCCAAGUUUCUCAGCGAGGCGAGCCAGACGGGGAAGGAUGGCCUCGGCGAGGGCGAGCAGGACGUGGUCGACACCUGGAUGCAGGGCUUCGCCCCCCCAGAGCUCGACGGCACCCCCGGCGGCCUCGGCGAGAGAGGCAUGGCUGGCGCCUGGUGGCAGAACCACUACGACCUCCUCGACACGAUGUACCUGCCCCCGCCGGACCUUCUGGUACCUCCGGGUGGGCAUGGACAGCGCCGCCGAGAUGGAGCAGCUCGCGGCCUCGGCCGUCUGGGGCCAGGACGGCUACUACGAGACCCUGCUCGACGAGUGCGCGGGCGCCCCGCCUCGCUGGGCGGCGGAGGCCGCGGCUCCCAAGAGGCUGCAGCCGAAGCUCCUCUCGCCCAUGUACGCCCCGUCGUCGUCCCUGGGCGCCCCGCCCCCCCUCGCCCUGGCGUGAGCGGCGGGCGCCCUCCGAGGCGAGCGACGCUGCGGCCGAAGAGCUCCCCUC